This is a messenger RNA of Hippocampus zosterae (dwarf seahorse), 6247 nucleotides long. RefSeq names its product glycogen synthase kinase 3 beta, genome duplicate a (gene gsk3ba). Gene Ontology annotation, biological process: protein phosphorylation; regulation of microtubule cytoskeleton organization; regulation of neuron projection development. NCBI's taxonomy places the organism in Eukaryota, Metazoa, Chordata, Actinopteri, Syngnathiformes, Syngnathidae. The transcript has 11 exons. Gene Ontology annotation, molecular function: ATP binding; tau-protein kinase activity; beta-catenin binding. Bases 711 to 2015 code for a protein of 434 amino acids. The record is from RefSeq and is a predicted model, not a curated record. Gene Ontology annotation, cellular component: cytosol; axon; glutamatergic synapse.
GUGGAGAUGACACCUUCUUCAACGUCUGUACAAAAACGGCGUAGCUAACGUGCGUAGUGACAAAGACGGCGAGCCUGAGACCUAUUGGGAAGGAAUAAAAAAAAGAAAUCCAGUAUCGCCGCUCUCCGUAAUCCAACGCUGUUUGAGUUGGAAGUCGUACCUGGAAUUAACGUCAGUUUGGGCUAAAAUUGUGCCUGACGGUGUAUCUUGUGAAUGCUGAAGUCGUUUCUGGGUUAAGGUAUUGAGAGGGCUUGCCACUGGACGUUCUCGGUCGGCUAAGGCGAGGGAGCCGCCAUGGCAGUCGGUUCUCCGAGGCUCCACAUCGGAAUAUGAAGAGGAACUGGACGGGCCAAAAACGCCGCAUUUAGCUUAAUGCUAACGUUAGCAUCUUUGUGAAACCCACCCUGGAUUCGGAACGAUUUUUUUGUUGUUAACCCCCGAAUGAGGCCCAAUUCAUGAUCAUUUUGUAGGAGACGUUUCUUCCAUAAGGGCCCCCUUGACAGAACAGCUCCAAGGAGGGGGGAGAAUGCACAUAUUUGGACUGAAAGUCUUAGUUUAUUAGGCGAGCUUCUCUUGUCUGUUUUCCCCCUUGUGGAGUUCAUUCGCUGUCGUCCCCUGCCUCCUGUUUUUUUAUUUUUUUGGAUGAACAUUUUCAGAGAUCACAUUAGUGCAAGCAAGUCUUCCGAGAACCACCAGCAAGCGCCUUGAUCAUGUCGGGUCGGCCAAGGACCACAUCCUUCGCGGAGAGCUGCAAGCCGGUACCGCAGCCGUCCGCCUUCGGCAGUAUGAAAGUCAGCAGGGAUAAAGAUGGCAGCAAGGUAACAACAGUGAUGGCUACUCCAGGGCAAGGCCCCGACCGGCCGCAGGAAGUUAGCUACACAGACACUAAGGUCAUCGGCAACGGUUCGUUCGGGGUCGUCUACCAGGCCAAGUUGUGUGACUCCGGAGAAUUGGUGGCCAUCAAGAAGGUGCUGCAGGACAGGAGAUUUAAGAACCGUGAGCUACAGAUUAUGAGGAAAUUGGACCACUGCAACAUCGUCCGUCUGCGCUACUUCUUCUAUUCCAGUGGAGACAAGAAAGAUGAAGUGUACCUGAAUUUGGUUCUGGAUUACGUUCCUGAGACGGUUUACAGAGUGGCCAGACAUUACAGCCGAGCCAAACAGACUCUGCCCAUGGUUUAUGUCAAGCUGUACAUGUACCAGCUCUUCAGAAGUCUGGCAUACAUCCAUUCGUUCGGGAUCUGCCAUCGGGACAUCAAGCCUCAGAACUUGCUCCUGGAUCCCGAGACGGCUGUGCUGAAACUCUGCGACUUUGGCAGUGCCAAGCAGCUUGUUCGUGGCGAGCCCAACGUGUCCUACAUCUGCUCUCGUUACUAUCGAGCUCCCGAGCUCAUCUUUGGGGCCACCGAUUACACCUCCAGCAUAGAUGUCUGGUCAGCAGGCUGUGUGCUUGCAGAGCUGUUGCUCGGACAACCAAUCUUCCCCGGUGACAGCGGAGUCGAUCAGUUGGUUGAAAUUAUCAAGGUUCUCGGCACCCCAACUCGGGAGCAGAUCCGCGAGAUGAACCCCAAUUACACAGAGUUCAAAUUCCCCCAGAUCAAGGCCCAUCCUUGGACUAAGGUGAGUCAACAGACGUCUGUGUGUGCGAUGGGUGUGCAGGUGUUCCGGCCGCGUACGCCCCCAGAGGCCAUCGCUCUGUGCUCGCGCCUGCUGGAGUACACGCCCACCGCCCGCCUCACGCCCCUCGAGGCCUGCGCGCACUCUUUUUUCGACGAGCUGCGCGACCCCAACGUCAAGCUGCCCAAUGGGCGUGAGAAGCCCUCGCUCUUCAAUUUCACUACCCAAGAGUUGUCCAGUAAUCCGUCUUUGGCCUCCAUACUCAUCCCCGCCCAUGCUCGCAGUCAGGCUGCCGCUUGCACCCCAACCAACGUCUCUGCCACCACCGAUGGCAGCAGCACAGAGCGAUCCCCUAACACCACCAGCGCCUCGGCUUCCGCCUCCAACUCCACCUCCUGAGCACCCUUCCUCUCCCGACCGGUCUCAUACCCCCAGCCUGCGGCCUCCACAUUGUUGUCCCGGGUAGCGCAGCCCGGCUACAACCACAAAUGAAAAUCUGCCUUUGACCUCCCCUGCAAACCCCCUUCACAGACCCUUCAUCCAGCUGUCGGUUGUCUCCAAGUAGGCGGGGCGACGGCCCACCGAAACAGGUGUGUGAACUUAAGAUAAACAUACACUUUAUUGUACACAAAAAGCCUCGUUCGUCUCUUGAUGUUUUCAAGGAUGAUUGUAAAAAAAAAAGGAAAGAAAUAGUCAUACUUGCCCCCCCCCCCAAUCCCCUUCACAUCACCCCGUUUUUCAGAAUCCCGGCCCAAUUCUUCUUCAUGUUUUUUUCCUCCUGUACAAUGCAUGGUCUAAGAAUGGUUAGGGAAUGUGGCUGUCGGUGUUGGGCGGAGUCGAAGCAUGAGGCUUGUGCAAACGCGCACACACACACACACACACACACACACACGGAUGCAUGUGCAAAAAAGCAAAUCCAGAUGGGAAUUUUCUUUUCCCUUAGCCAGGGCUUGUUUUUAACACGCUUUGCAAGCCGUUUUACUCAACUUUGUUUUAAAAUAUUUUUCUACCCCCCCAACCCUCAUUAUCAUUAUUUUUAUGUCGGAUGUGACAUGUUUAUCUGGUCCUGUAUGCUUGUACAAUAUAUACAUACAAAAAAAUCGCAUUACAUACACAAUUUAUAUAUUACUUUUCCUUCUGUAUAAAAAGUAUAUAUAGAUAUAUGUAUAUUAACUACUAUGGUUCAGAAGUCUGUUAAUGGGUGAGUUCAUAUAAAUCACGAGUGGCUGCAAUAUUUGCUGCUGACAACAAAAAAGGAGUGGAUCACCUUUUUUUCCCUUGCUUUUGCUGGAAUGUACUAAAAUUUCAGCAUCCCUUUUCCCCCCCCGUUCUCCAUUUGUCAUUUUUAUUGAAGCUGUGGAUUAGGGUGGGGUACCUCUGUCCAUAUACAGCCUGCCAUGCUGUUCAAUAAACAUCCAAAUUCAGUGUCAGUGUCAUGAAAAGUGCUCAUAAUAUAUACGAGGAAUAUUUGUGCUUCAUAUGUAUUUAAUAUUUUUUUAAUGAAUUUUUGUGGCCUUCAAAGGACAAAUUUCAAAUGGGACCUUUUUGCACAAACAGAAAGGGCAGCUGAUUGAAAAAAACGACAAUGGGUUAUCUGAAGAGAAACUAGAAUGGCCCCUGAUCGGAAAAUCUUAAAUGGCAGCUCAUUGCACAAACUUAAACGCCGUCUUAGAGGAAAAACUAAAAUGGUCCCCACCCUUCUCUUUUAUAACCACUAAGCUAUCCUACCGCCAUUGCUCAAGUUCAUCGAUGCGUCUUAUUGCUAACAGAUAACGCUCACGACAGACAAAUAAAAAAAUAAAAUGAAAAAAAAAGGAAAAAAGCUGAAAUUGUACAUACAAUAUAAAUGCUCCUCACCAAAAGUCAUUUUUACGUUGGUUUCUUUUUGUGUGUUAUGUACAUACGCAGACCCAUGUACUGUUUAACAAAAAUUUAAAAAAAAAAAAAAAAAAACACCAACGGCAGAAUCAGGGCAAAUGUUGAUCGGUUGAUGGAUAAUAUUUUCAAUGCUCUUUAUCCAGCCAUAUGUCCGAUGUUGACCUGUACAGUACAGUAGAUCUUCUUGUAAUGACAACUAGUCAUGUAUAGUGUAACGAUAGUUUGGAGUGCCUUUGCUUUCAUACACCUUCGCCUUGUCGCCACCCCUCCUGUAAUCGUGACUCGCCACCUUUUCCCCUUUGGUGCUGUUGAAUUCCCCCCAUCGGCCACGCGCACACACACACCCUUAAUUGUAAUAUAGUAGGUUGUUGAUGGACUGUUAAGACUAAGGAUCGCUUCCUUUUGAGUGUUUAUUUGACUAGGUAGUCUAGUUUUAUCCAGGACGCGCACGCAAGCAGGCAGCACCGCAGUAGUCCACAUACACGGACAAACCUCAAAUGAAGUUUUUGACAAAAAAAAGAAAAGAAAAGAAAAAGAGAGACUGUACAUAUUGUGAAGUGCAGUACAGAAUGACGAGGGAGUAUUAGGACCACACCGAAAGCAGCAAAGUAAAGUGGAAAUGAUGGAAUUGCAAGAAAGUGGAAAUGUUGCUAGCACAAAGUUUUAAUGUUAUACGAGAAAUGUCCAGACAAAAAUGGGAUACGGAUUGAAAAAACCUUUUUCUGAAAGUCCAGGACAAUAUUGUGUUUAUACAUGCGAGGGUCCACGUGAAAGAAAAAAAAAGAGAGAGAAUUUAUUAAUAAAGUUAAAAUACUUUGAUAAAAAAAAAAGGUUGGAGUAAUGUGAAAUUAUCAUAUUACAAGAAAAAGCUUGACGUUGAAACUUGAGCUAAAAGUGACGAGUUGUGACGAUGUUAUGGUUUCAGUACAAAUUUCACACAGAAAUUAAAUCUAAAAAAUGGGAUUUAAUCCUUGGGACACUACAACUUUUUUGUCUUAUUCGGCCAUUUCUCGUAAGUACCGGUAAUAAUAAUUCCCCCCAGAAAAUUUGACUUUAUUCCCAUAAACAGGUUGAAACAAAUGAUUGUAUUCAUGAUCGUUCAAUUACAACAUUUUGACUUGAGUUCCGAUCCUCGUAACAUUAUUCUCCUAUUCCAAACUUUUCACCAAAACAGAAACCUUCUUUAAUGCCUUAAAUCUCAUAUUCCACAUUUAUUUAUCAUAACACCGCACCUUUUCCCUUGUUCUUAUUCUCGUAUUGUUUUGUCUUUCUCAAAAAAAAAAUCUAAUAUUUCUUUCGAAAGGAAAAGUUGGAACAUUGAAGUAAUGAAGAUAACAAAUUCAUCUGUGAUACUACACCUUCAUACUUGUAUCAUCUCAACUUUUUUUCCCCUUGUAACGUUUUCUUGUAUCAUUACAACUUAACUCUCAUAAUAUUCCACCUUUCUAUUGCCUUUUAUCCUCCUCAUUGUGACUUAUUCUCGGUAUAUUACGACGGUUAGAAAAAAAAAGAUCUUCCAGUUAGAGAGGAAAAGUUGUAAAAUUAGAAGAAUUGAGAUGACAACUUUAGGUUUAGGAGUACGACUGUUCUCGUAAUCGUCAAACAUUGUCUUUACACUCGUAUCACUAUGACUUUAUUCACAAACCGUUAAAAAAAUUUUAAAAACCCAAGAAUUGCUUGAGAUAUCACUUCCAACAGUUAAAAAGUUAUGAAAUUGCAAUUGAGCUGAGACUGCAGCUUCAUUGAAAUAACAUUUCUCCUUCUUUGCUCUUAACCACUUAAUUCUUCAAUAUUACGUGACGACAUUAGUCUCGUGUCAUUGCAAUCUUUACUUGCAAUUUUGUUCUCGUAUCAUUUGUUUUUUGGGAGGCGUCUGGGGGGGGGGCGUUAUUAUACACAUACUAUUACUAUUCGAAGUCGAACAUUGUACAACUUUGUAACAUUACACUUUUAUUUAGUUUAACACGUCCAGUUUUACAUUUAUUUCGUAACUCCAUUGUUAAAAUAUUGGGCCUAUCCUUGGAAUAUCACAACUGUUUAUGUACCAUACUUUAUUCUUAUAUCGAUGCAACUUCAUUUUCACAAUAGUCCCAACAUUAUUUUCACAAGAUUACAACUAUAGCCACUUAAUUAUCAAAAAUGUGCAUCUUCUCAUAACAUGACCGUUGUAAUGGAAAUGCCCCCCCUUAUUUGUGGCCCGAGCAGUCCUUAUGUUGGUUGUUGGAGGUAGUAACGUGGAGUUGUUUUCCUUUUACCGUAUAUCUGACAUCUUUGGGAAGCUUAGUCCAGUAUUCAGUAGCACCUAAGGGUUCGAGUCAUGUGACAUCUCUGCCGCUUCCUGCUCGCUGUAAUUUUGCAUCCAAACAUGUUGAAUCCUUCCACAACCUACCAAAUUCCCCUCUCCAAAACAUGUACUUCAAAAAAUAAAAUAAAAACCCACACCACAAAGGGUGCCAAAAAAAAAAAAGUAAAGUGGAGAUGCUCGUGUUUCAAGGUAGCAUAGCACAAUGUGCUAACCAGGUUUAAGAAAAGAGAAUUGUUGAAGAUUAUUUAAAAAAAAAAAUCCCAUUAUAACAGUACUACUACUUGAAUGACUCUGUGACUGAACAUUUUUAUUUUAUUUGUUUUUCUUUUGUUCUGUGAAGAAAUGCUAAAUGUGCGCCUCUGUAAAUAUUCCUUCUGCGUGCUCUGAGGAAUAGCUCCCUGGUACUGUAAUUUGCAUUAAAUAAAGAGUAGGAUAGCCUGGAAAUUAA